This is a messenger RNA of Diospyros lotus (date-plum), 2107 nucleotides long. Its product is annotated as UDP-N-acetylglucosamine transporter ROCK1. Bases 787 to 1770 code for a protein of 327 amino acids. The transcript is spliced from 9 exons. The record is from RefSeq and is a predicted model, not a curated record. NCBI's taxonomy places the organism in Eukaryota, Viridiplantae, Streptophyta, Magnoliopsida, Ericales, Ebenaceae. Gene Ontology annotation, molecular function: pyrimidine nucleotide-sugar transmembrane transporter activity. Gene Ontology annotation, biological process: pyrimidine nucleotide-sugar transmembrane transport. Gene Ontology annotation, cellular component: Golgi membrane.
GGACAAACUCACGAUGAGAGAGAGCAAGAUGUGACAGGGAAGAGAUAUGAGUGCCCGGGACUCUAAUAUCGAGAUCCCUAGCACUCUCCGCGCACAUCCAUCCACUUAGUCUACCACAGCUUUAUUUCCGCAACAGAGGCAACCUACUGACAAGCAAACAGUACUGUUGAUCAGUCAUGGUCGUCCACGGCGGAAUUUUUGCUUGCUUGCACCACGUCUCCAUUUACUGUUCACUUUGACAGGAAAAAGAAAGGCAAUAUAUAUAUAUAUGUUAUAUAAUACAGAAAUCCUUUCACCGUAUAUAAAAUGAUUCUUUUGCCUUUUCUGCAAAGAUUUUUCAGUUAAUAUAAAUAUAGAUUUUUCCUUGAUGCAGAGAGUCUCUGCCUUUUCGGAGUUUCGAAGCUCGGCGGCGAUUCCUUCCUUGGCUCGAGCAAUCGUCAGGUUUUCGCAAUUCUCGCCGUUGGAUUCUUCAAUUUCUUUUUGUGUGUGUGUGUGUGUUUUUGGUAAGGGAGACGUGAUGUGAAUUGGAUGCGGUGUUUGUUUGUGUGACUGAUUGACCCGUGAUUUGUGGUGUCAAUUUUGGAUCGAAGAGCGGCUUGGAUCGGUGUUUUCAUGGAGAAAGCUAGCGGUGAUCGGUACCGCCGCUAGUAUAUAUGUACGUGUGUACUGCUCCAAGAAACUGCUCGUAGCAGGCAAUCGCAUUCGAGAAAGGAAGAACAAAAUCGGCUGCACGGAACUAAGUUAAGAACGAAACGAGCCCUAGAAUCGUCGCUGACGUCGAAAUCAAUGCCGGCGACCAAAUCCAAGGGCUCGAUGCCGAGCUCACGGGGCUCAAGCUCCAGAGUUUGGCUCUAUUCGCUGUUGCUCACCGUCCAGUACGGUGCUCAGCCACUGACCACCAAGCGAUGCAUCAGCCGGGAAGUUAUUGUGACCUCAUCUGUUCUGGCAUGUGAGAUGGCAAAGGUUGUUUUUGCUAUUAUACUCACUGCAAGAGAAGGUGGUCUGCGAAGACUAUUCAAGGAGUGGACUUUAGUUGGUUCGUUGACUGCAUCUGGAUUGCCAGCAGCCAUUUAUGCACUACAAAAUAGCCUACUUCAGAUUUCAUAUAGAAACCUUGAUUCUCUCACAUUCUCAAUGCUGAACCAGACAAAACUAUUUUUCACUGCUCUUUUUACAUAUAUAAUUUUGGGGCACAAGCAGUCAAUUCAACAAAUUGGGGCCCUCUUUUUGUUGAUAAUGGCAGCUGUUCUUCUUAGUGUUGGUGAAGGCUCUAGCAAAGGUUCAAGUAAUAGUGAUCCUGAUCUAGUUUUGUUCUACGGAAUAGUUCCUGUCAUGGUGGCAUCUAUACUGUCUGGCCUGGCCUCAUCUCUUUGUCAAUGGGCGUCUCAGGUUAAGAAACACUCAUCAUACUUGAUGACUGUGGAAAUGUCUAUAGUAGGAAGCCUUUGCUUGCUGGCUAGCACAUACAAGUCUCCAGAUGGAGAAGCCAUCAGACAGCAUGGAUUUUUCUAUGGCUGGACCCCUUUAACUCUGAUCCCUGUUAUAUCCAAUGCUCUUGGUGGAAUUCUUGUUGGGCUGGUUACAUCUCAUGCUGGUGGCGUUCGAAAGGGUUUCGUCAUUGUUUCUGCGCUUCUUGUCACAGCCCUGCUGCAAUUUAUUUUUGAUGGUAAACCGCCUUCGUUAUACUGCCUUCUGGCACUUCCUCUCGUGAUUACUAGCAUCUCAAUAUACCAGAAGUACCCAUACCAAGCGAAGAAGAAGGUCUCUUAGACCUUAAAAAGUGUCGCAAUAUUAGGGGUAGACCUACAUUUGCCUCAAUAAUAGAAGUGUUUCUUUUAGUUCCAAGUUGCUCUGGUUUUCUGUAGAGAGAGUUUCUGAAAUUGUUUCUAGAGGUGUAAUGACCACUAGCUUAGGGAAUUGAGAAGGCAAUCAUCACCAUCAUCAUCAUCAUCAUCAUCAUCAUCAUCAUCAUCUGUGCUUUCUUAUGCAGAACUAAAAUACCACUUGAAUUGGUAGUGUUAUUGUUUGGGCUUUGGUCCAAUGGCCCCAUCAUUGUUGCAGUACAUGUAUGAUGAACUAAGAGAAAUCCCAAAUGUUGUUCAUCUCA